This is a messenger RNA of Fusarium sp. VM40, 1716 nucleotides long. The record is from the annotation of a GenBank genome assembly. Lineage: Eukaryota; Fungi; Ascomycota; Sordariomycetes; Hypocreales; Nectriaceae.
AUGGCAUUGGCUGCUGCCGGUAGUAAUUUCGCUGCAUCAUGGGGCUCUCUAGCUCUCGCUGGCGACUUAUUCAAUGUGUCUAUGGCCGACCAUGUCAUCCGCACUCAAGCAGACCUCGGCGAACUGAACGAGUUUUACAACAUUGAUAUCGCGCCCCGCCGAUACAAAGCUCUCGAGAACUACCACAAGGGUGAACAGGAACUUCUUGGCGACAUCGAUUUUGAAGGACUCGACCAAGAGGGCAAGGUGGAUUAUAUCAUGCUGUGUACCUACCACACGCGACAACUCAACAAUCUUGACCUUCAGAAGAACUCGAAAAAGAAAUAUGAGCCGUUACUCCCGUUUGAAGAGGACCUCGUCGGUCUGCUCGAAGCGCGCCAAGAUGUUGAACCGAUGAAAGCGAAAGAAACAGCCAGCCUUCUUAACAACAUCACAAAAUCCAUCACAGGCGCCCAGACAAAAGUCAAAGAUGGUGGUUUCAACGUCACCGAAACAACAGGCUAUCUCGCCACUAAGGCUCUCACAAACCUCCUCGAGCAUUUGGGAGAAUGGUACACUUUCUACUCAACAUACGAUCCUCUGUUUGAUUACUGGGUCACGACGCCUUGGCAGGCGGCAAACACAUCGCUGACCGCGUAUCUGGAUGUUGUGCAGACAGAGCUAGCGGGUAUGAAUCAGAAGAACGGAAAGGAUGUUAUUAUUGGCGAACCUAUCGGACGUGAGGGGUUGGAAGUUGAGCUUGAAGCCGAAAUGAUUCCCUACACGCCCGAGGAACUGAUUAAGAUCGGUAAUCAGGAGUUUAAAUGGUGCGAAAAGGAAAUGAUCAAGCAAUCCGAAGCUCUUGGUUAUGGAAAGGACUGGAAAAAGGCUCUCGAGCACGUCAAGAACGACUACGUUGAUCCCGGGAAACAAACCGAGUAUGUACGCAGUCUGGUCGUCGAAGGCAGCCUCUUCGUCACAGAACGCGACCUCGUUACUGUCCCACCGCUAUCCAACGCAACAUGGCGCAUGAUCAUGAUCGACGCAGAACGUCAAAAAGUAUCACCCUUCUUCCUCGGCGGCCCAACCAUCCAAGUUUCAUACCCGGUAGUAUCAAUGGAGCACGACCUGAAGCUCAUGGUUAUGCGCGGCAACAACAAGCAUUUCGCCCGUGCCACGGCUUUCCACGAGAUGUUCCCCGGCCAUAGACUUCAGCUCUACAUGGCCGAUCGCUACAACUCACAUAGGAAAGAAAUUUUCGAUACGCCUUUCUUUGUGGAAGGAUGGGCGCUGUACUGGGAGUUUCUGUUCUAUGAUAGAGAUGACUUUCACCACUCACCCGAGAACAGAAUCGGUGCGCUAUGGUGGCGGAUGCAUCGCUGUCUGCGUAUCAUCUUCUCUCUCAAAUUCCACCUGGGCGAGAUGACUGCCCAAGAGGCGGUGGAUCUUUUGGUCGAGCGGAUCAACCAUGAGAGAAGCACUGCUGAAGGCGAGGUCAGGCGGUCUGUAGAGGGGACUUACUCGCCUCUUUACCAGGCUGGUUAUAUGCUGGGAGCCCUGCAACUUUGGAAGUUGAGGGAGAUGGCUGUGGGCGAUGGAAAACUUUCUCAAAAGGAAUAUCAUGAUACUAUUCUGCGCACUGGUGGAUUACCUAUCGAGAUGGUUAAAGCCCUGAUUAUGAAGGAUGAGCUGUCAAGAAAUUUCAAGGCCGAGUGGAAGUUCUAUGACUUUGAUUAA